Messenger RNA from Cuscuta campestris, 2713 nucleotides. The record is from the annotation of a GenBank genome assembly. Lineage: Eukaryota; Viridiplantae; Streptophyta; Magnoliopsida; Solanales; Convolvulaceae.
AUUCAUUUCUCCAAAUUGUAAGAUAUUUCAGAUCAAUUAUAUCCUUUCGGUCAGUGCUUUUAAAUCUUUGAUGUUAUUUGGCAUGCUAAUAAUUUUUGGUUGGGGCUAUAUAUAUCCACCCCAACUUUAACUAAUGCCACCCCAUUUUUAUUGUAGAGAUCAUUUUAUCCCUUUUUAUACUGCUCUCUUAUCUUCUCCCCUCCACUCAUAUUAUCCUCUUUCUAAAUCAAUAGCUUGAAAAUAAUCAAAAUAUUCCCCCAAAAAUUUUUGAUUACUUGUUCUCCCAAGUCUCCUUCAAAAACGGAUUUCCCAUCUCUAUCUUCUUCAUGCUUCCAUCACUCUUACUUGCGUGGAGUCUCUUCUUCUGUUGAAUUCGAACAUCAAUUCUGAUUUCUAGGUAAGCAAUUUAAAUCUUUUAAUCAAGAUAUAAUUAAUGUUAGGUUUUUAAUUAAAUUAUGACAUUUUUAUGUGUGACCAUCAGACUUCUAAUUUUUGAAACAAACUGAGAUACUUUUUGGAGGCUUAGCUUCGUAUAUUAGUAAGAGUUUUGUAAUGGUUGUGUCGUAAUAGUUUUAGAAAUUCAUAUUUUAAUUUUAAUUACGGAGCAGCAUUUUCUAGUAUAGUUUUUUGAAAAAUACAUGUCAUUUUCUGAAAAAAGUUGUGAAAGUCAUUCCCUGUCUAUUUUGACUUUUUCGAGUCAAACUUUGAGCUUCAAUUAAAUAAAAAUCGUAAUAUAUUUUAACAUAGAAAUUACUUUAUUGGAUUUAUCAUAUUGUGAAUUUUUAAAAUUGUACUUCAUUAUGAUAAUAUGCAAUAUAAAUUGAGAGUAAUUGGAGUUCAAAAUACGUUCAGUUUGACACAAAAAAGUCAAACCGGAUAAAUACACUGGAACGGAGGUAAUAAAUUUCAAAAGGGUAAAAGAUAUUAACAGGUUUUUUUCAGAGUUUUAUUUAGAGUUUAAUGAAUUUAAGUAAGGAUUUAGGAGCAUGAAAAUAAUUAGAGUAAUACAAGAGAUUUUUUUCGAAGUAAUUAAACUUUUAGUACAACUUAUUGAUCGAUAAUUUUUUUUUUGGGGGAACUGUUUAUAAAAGUUGGGGGUAAUGAUUUAGUGAAAUAGAAUGGUUGGGAUGGGGCCAUGGGGGAGAAGAUAAGAAAGCUUCUCUCAAGGAAGGAAUUUAAAAAGGGUAAAAUAGUCUCUACAUUAUAAAUGGAGUGGCAUGAGCUAAAGUUGGUGUGGAUAUAGCUCCACCCUAAUUUUUUUUGCAUGGUUAUUCUAUAUAUGUUCAGGAUUUUCAAAAUGGCGGAUCUUCCUGUGUUGGACUUGGCCGUCAUAGAAAACAAUCCUAGUCAAUGGCGGGAAGUUUAUGGGUGUCGGAUUGAGAAUGCCUGCUUAAUAUUGACUUACCAAGAAGAUGGUAGUUACCGAAAUGCGAAGCCAAGGACUAUCGGCAAUGAAAUUACCGUUACGAUAAGUAAUACUCUUUCUGUCCCACAAAAUUUUCCUUUUUUCUUUUUUCAUCCGUCUCAAAAAAUCUUUUAUAUUUCUAUUAAAAAGUCUCUUUUACCUCUACUUAUUCUUAACCUAUAUAUCACACCACACUUUUUUGCUGUUAAUUUAUCCAUUGUCACAUCCUACUUUUAUCCAUCACAUCUUAAAAUAUUUUUAGAAAGUCAACAACACAAUACAUUCUCCUUAAAUCUUUUUAAAAGUCAAAAACAAAAGGAUUGGUGGGACAGAGAGAGUAAUAAUUUGUAUGUCUCUGCAUUUCAAGUGAGAGGUACUUGGUAUGCUUUUAGAGAUACUCAUGUAGGUGUGCCUUGUACGUAUAUGAAUGUCGAUGAGAGUUAUACAGAGGUGGUUCAAAAAGCUUGUAGAUCACCAACCUCACCAGAUCGAACAAGAGAGCAUAUCUCGUUAGGUAGAGAUGCUAUUAUUAGCGCAGUGAAUGAUAUAGCAAGUUCAUGGUUUGUUAAUGACCACGGGAUUGCAAUCAUUAAUUAUUGUCAAGCCAAAGGUUCUGUCAUUUUGUUUCAAAUGUUAUCGGAAGUGAUACGAUUUCAAACGGUACUAGAGACGCUGUUGGGAUUACACGAGGACUCAUCCAGUCCCAAUACCCAUCGUAUUAUUUGGGAGCACCAAAAUGCAUGGUCUCGAUUGAAGGUGUUAUUUAUAGAACAUUCAAGAAAAAUUCUCGUGGUGAUGAAGAAAUGUAAACAUUGAGGACUAAUUAUUUUGUUCGUGUUAUUUUCAGGGAUACGUGCGAUGACUCCUUCGUAGAGUACUGGAUCUAAUAAAAAAUGCAAAUUGACUUUAAAAGAAAAAAGUUAAAUGUCUUGCAGCAGCUCAAAGAAGGGAAAGUGCCAGACUUUAAAUAACUUCUGCCUCCGACAAAGCGAAAGGCAAGACCGAUAGAAAGUCUACUCUUGGAAAGUUUCUGGCGUCUUUUUUAUGUGUUAGAUAAAUUAUUAGAAAUAGAGUACAAUGUCAACCCCUAAAUUUUACUUCCUUCGUUUAUAAAUUAUCUUCUCGUUCAUUAUCGUGCUAUCAAGUAGUAGAAUUGGAAUUCUUAUCUCCAUAUUCUAUUUUCAUAGUUUGAAUUCUGUGUACCAAACAGAGUUGAAUUAGAUUUGUAGAAUUGCCUGAUAUGUAUGAGAAAAGAUGUUCUUGCUUUUCAUUCUCUGACCACUUAUGUAAUCAAAACUUAUAACUCUG